This is a messenger RNA of Polypterus senegalus (gray bichir), 7642 nucleotides long. It is a transcript of the gene rif1, whose product is annotated as replication timing regulatory factor 1. Bases 476 to 7384 code for a protein of 2302 amino acids. NCBI's taxonomy places the organism in Eukaryota, Metazoa, Chordata, Cladistia, Polypteriformes, Polypteridae. Gene Ontology annotation, biological process: telomere maintenance. The transcript has 36 exons. Gene Ontology annotation, cellular component: nucleus. The record is from RefSeq and is a predicted model, not a curated record.
GGGUGAAAGGUCACCGGGUCCUGACGUGCGCUGUUUAGUUUGGCGCCAGCAUUUUUCGCGCGGGGAGCUGGCGAGCUGGAAGGAGCAGGCGACGAAGGGGCGAAGAAAAAAUAAAAAAAAUAACGCAAGAAGUGAGCGGGACGGGGAGAAUCCGCCGACAUAUCUCGUGUUCGCAGUCCUCGCUCGAGUUGCCCCUUCGGCGUUUGGCCCACCGUGCAGUUAUGUCUGAAUAGCUGAGUCUUUUUACCCCCCACCUGAUCACUGCAUGUCCCUUGAAGUGGCCCUGUGACCUGUAAAGUGAAUCCAAGUAACGUUUAGCUUUGCUGCCUUGGCAGUUUGGAGCUGCUCUGCUCUGCUCCGCUCUGGUGGGAUUGGAGUCCUGUCAGUGGAUGUGAGCAAAUUCAGCUUCACCCACCUGCUGAUCAGUGCUGGAAAAGCCAGGCUUCAGAGAGUGGACGGGUGAAAGUGUGUAACGAUGAUGGCUACAGUUCAACCAGCCAGCUCGAGCCUGACUCCUCUGCUAGAGUCACUUGAAGAUCCUUCAGUGUCCCAGACCGAGUAUAUCGAUGCCUAUCUCACUAUUGCCAACCGCCUCAGUGGAGAGGAGGGACAGCAGUUUAUUGUUGCGGUUGGCACACACUUUUCACGUCUGUGUACAGCCUUUAAGGGUCAUAUUGCAAGUUCAAACGCAGAACUUAGUCAAGCUGCUCUUCAGGCCUUGGGGUUUUCUGUAUUUCACAGCAGUAUUGCCUCUGGCUUAACAGAAAAUUAUGUGGAAGAGCUGCUCACGUCCCUUAGUUCCAUUGCGGUCAAGUCCAGUGAUAAGAACACUUGUACAAGAGCACUUUGGGUGAUGGCCAAACAAAAUUUUCCUCCUGAGUUUGUGGGGAAAAAGGUUCCUGAUGUUCUUACCGCAUUGGAAACUGUACAUUCCAGGGAAGAUGUGCAGUCAGUGGUGAUGGAGCACGAAGCACUAAAUGUUGUUAUUAGGCUGUUGGAGCAGACCCCAUCUCAAAUGGGAGAGGGGGCGGUCAGGUGGGCUAAGCUGAUCAUUCCCUUGGUGGUUCAUUCGGCUCCCAAGGUGCGCCUGCGGGCAGCUGCAGCACUCGAACUGGGGAUGCCCCUGUUAGUGGAGAAGCAACAGGAGGUAGCAGCCAUCACGGAGCCUCUUAUGUCCUCUAAACUUAUACCUGAACUGCAGAAGCUUUUCUCAACAAAGAAUGAGACCAACGUGUUGAAACUUUGGCCUUUAUUUGUCCGACUGCUGGGAAAGUCUUUACAUCGUGGAGGAACUUUUAUUAAUUCUCUUUUGCACUUGGAAGAGCUCGGCUUUCGCAGCAGUUCUCCAGUAGUAAAGAAAAUUGCUUUUAUUGCUUGGAAAAGUUUGAUUGAUAACUUUGCUUUAAAUCCAGAAAUUCUUUGCAGUACAAAGAGGUUAAAGUUGCUGAUGCAGCCUCUCAGCUCCAUACAAGUGAGGACUGAAGCACUGCUGCUAACUAAAUUGGAAGUCUGGUGGUAUCUGGCAGUGAAGCUCGGACCCCAUUUUGGAGCCAAUUUUGAGCAGGUUGGAAUCCCCCUAAUUCAAAGCACACUGAGUGCAGGUUCUCCUACUACGCCCACCUCCGGAAAUGCAAGAGGUUCUCCCAACCAGACCAUUGGUGCUUCUCCAGCUUCUUCUAAAGCUGGUUCAUUUGGAAGCCCGACGGCUUCUCGCCUGAACCUUAACAGCAGCGUGCAAGGUGCUGGCCUGCCCGCAUAUCCGUCGAUUCAGCUCCUGGGUGUUGAAAUGCUGCUUCAUUUCUUUUAUGGUCCUGAUGUCUCUACUGCUGUUGCGCAGAACAAACUUCAUCUCAGUCUUGAGCCGCUCACUCAUCCGUUGAUCUCCAGCACUUCAUUUUUUUGCAAGCAUGCCGGUGUUCUGAUAAAUGCUGUUCAAGAAGGCUUUACUGCAGUUGGGAAGGAAGCUUCAAACUCUAUGCUUCUCCUCAUCUGGAAGAAAAUGAUUUCUUGUGUAAUGUUGGCAAUAGAAACAGGCAAUAAGAAAGAGCGUCAAGGCUCUGAGGUUUUGACUCUUCUCCUGCAAGCUUUAAAGCACAUAGUCACUUUGGAAGCACUUCCUCCACCUAAAGUACUGUGCCUGCUUGAAGCCACCGUGAAAGGAAUCCCACCCAAGGUCCUGGGGUCCCCAGCCUAUCAGGUAGCCAAUAUGGAUGUGUUAAAUGGGACGCCCGCCUUGUUCUUGAUUAUCCUGUUCUUUCAGGGAGGCCUCUUAGAGUCGUUUGUAAUGGAUGAGAGGUUCUACACGUGUAUGGAGACUUUAGUCGGCUCUGGUCUGUGUGGCCCCACAUCUCCUCUGGCCUUCAGCGAGUCUGUCCUCAGUGUUAUUAACCAGAAUGCCACUUUAGUGACCAACAAGGAGCAUCUUUGGAGAAUGUGGAGCAUCAUAGUCAACCCUUUAAAGGAAAGCAUCACUCAGACUAAUGAAGUGAAUCAAGGAGAUGCCUUGGAAUAUAACUUCACUGCAAUUUAUAGCGCCUUAAUGCUGCCAAUUACGCAUCUUGUGACAGUCAAAGGAUUCCCUCAGGCCACGAUGAAGACUCUCCUGAAGACUUGGUCCGAGUUCUACAAGACGUUUGCCCGCUGCUCUGCACUGGUCGCCACAGCCGAAGAGAAUAUUUGUUGUGAAGAACUUUGUGCUAAGAUAAUGCAGGGUUUAGAAAAUAAUGAUCUUUUGAAUUCAUUGACGUUAGAGGCCUUUGUGAAUAUCUUACUGGUGAUGAUUGAGUGCAUCAACUUCUCACCUUACACUCCAAAGUUUCAGCAAAAAAACAAAUCUCCCCAUACACCGUCCAGUUGGAAGAGAAAGAAGAAUAAACCCCUUGGAAAUUUAACCUCCUUCAUGAAGAUCCUAGCUUUAGCCAUGAACUCAUUCCACAAAGUGGGCAUUUCGGACACGGCUGUGGACUCCUCCGUUCCUUCAGUGGCCAGUGCUGGGAUGACUUUGCUUAGCAUUCUGUCAGCGUUGUUCUGUAAUUUGUCUCUGGCACAACCCAUACAGGAGGCCCUUUCCAGCCUGACGAAGCCAAUGGCGGCUUUCUACGAAAGAACUGCAAAGACAUCCAGUGAACUCCCGAAGAUCUACGCCAACCUUGGACAUAAGCUGGAAAAAUUACUGUCGGACAUCUUCUCCUGCUUGCAGUCCAAGUUUACAGCGGCUUAUGACAACGAAUUGUUAGAGAAGAUGGCACCCGUUUUAAAAGUUACAUUUCUUCAUAAGAACAAACAGAUACAAAGCCAGACGGCACAGUUCUGGAACUCGACCUUUGCGAAGACCGCCAGCCUGCGUUAUCCAGAGGAGCUGAAGGCCGUCUUAAACCAGGUGAGACAGAAGAUUCCCAUCAUUUUGCCUGGCUUUGAAGCUGUGGAGAUGGCGGACUCCUUGAGUGGACCCUUAUCUGACACUUGUGAUGACUCUCAGCUGGACAUCAAAAUCAGUGGCGUGGAGUUAAAGUCGACCGGAAAGCGAGAGUCGCUACUUACGAAAGCGGAAGAAAUUAAAGAGAAGAGUGCCAGCCAUUCCAAAGCUGUCUCGGUAAAACUGGAUUUUGGUUCUAUGAAAAGUCCACGGAAAAACUUGCUUCUGGAUGAAGAGAAAUCGGUGGAUUUUGUUUUCAUUCCUCCAGAGCAAAAGAAAAGAACGCUAACAGAACACCAAAAGGAGGUUCUGCGGACAAAGAGGGUUGAUAUUCCUGCCAUGUACAACAACCUUGACGCCUCUCAGGACACCACGCUGUUCACCCAGUACACCCAAAGCCAAGAAGGCGCUGCUGCGGCGACAUUAAGUGAGGAUUCAGUGGAGAAAAACAGGAACGAAGCAUCCGAGGACCCUGAGGAUACAUCUGAAGAGGUAAAGCAAAAAGCGGCAGGCGGCGAUCUGGCGAGGCCUUCAUCAGCUAAUGUGGUCUGCGGUGAUGAAGAUGACAGAGUCGUGUCCUCCACAGCAGAAGAUCCACAAGCUGAUGUGUCCGCAUCUGGAAACGGCGAGUGUGAAACCAGAAAGGAGGCGGACGUUUCGGUGGAAGACAGCAGUGUGAACGUCAGCAGCAGUUCCACCUCGUCGGACGUUGUGUCGGGGACCCCCCAGAAACCUGCCAGCCGAAGGCAGUCCUUCAUCACGCUGGAGAAGUUCAAUCUGUCCAACUCCAAGGCUCCUAGCUCUGCUCGUGCCAAAACGUACGCACAGUCCAGUCCCAAGAUUUUAAAACCCGACAGCACCGAGCCAGUGGAGGCAGACCCCAAAGAAACUGCAAUCCCAGCUGAGAAAGACCCUCAAACACGGGGAGAAAAUGGGCCUUGUCUUGGGGACGUUCAUUUGAAACCAGCGCAAGAGAAUACGAGCCAGUGUGACAAAGUGACGGAGCAGCAAAGCCGAAACAGAGAGGCGGGUGACCUGAAGGCCGACGAGAAGUCCGAGACCAGUGACGUCAUCGAGGACUGCAUCCCAGACACACAGAGCCAACCUCAGGAGGGUGGACCAAAGGACGAGCAGGACAGGAGAAAGGAGAGUCAGGCCUCGGCCAAAAUGGAACUGUCGGCCGAGUCCAAAGAGAAUACGCCUCCGGAGGAGUCCGGCGAAGACAAAGGCAACCGAGAGUCUCAAAAUCUGUCCAGUCAGAGCGAGCCCAGGCGCUCGUCGAGGCAGCGGAACAAACCGGUGAGGCCCGGGGAGAGACCUGGGGAGAGGCCCGCAGAGAGCUCCGAAAGCCAGGAGAAGGAGGUCAAGGUCAAGCUGAAGAGGGGCCCAAAGAGCAAGGACGAAAAGAUGGCGGACAGAACGAUCCUGUCGGAUGGAGAGCCGGCCAGGGACCUUCAGGGGUCCUCUCUGUCCCAAGAGGACUUGGGUGUGAAGAGCGAUCUGUCACUGACUAAAGAGGAGCGGGUGACAAAGAGCUCCGUCACAAGUGCGCCUCCCGCUCCUGCGGUGAACGCAGACCCAUCGCACGAGGCAGACGGAAACAAAGGGGCCCCGAAAGACCGAGUCCGGUAUGUGACCAGGAGGUCCUCUCAGGGUCUGCUGUCCAGCAUUGAAAAUUCCGAGUCCGACAGCUCCGAGCCCCUUGAGGACGGCGAAAAGUUAAAAAGGCCCGGCAGAGGCAGAAAGCCAAAGAAAGGUGCCAAGCUGGUGGCCGAUCUGAAGACGUCGAGUGAUAAAUCCAAAGUGGUCAGCGACGUGUCCAGCCCAGUCAUUCCGCCCUCCACGGGGGGUACCAGUGAGCAGGAUGCACAGAAAAGCGAAGAGAAGGAAAACUCGAAAGUCGACAUUGGCAGCGACAGCAAGCCGCCCGGCGCAGAGCUGUCUGAGCUGAAGGACGCCUCGCAGACGUCGAGUGUGCCAAGUGCGCCCGCCGCCUGUAAUAACAAAACGUACAGCGUGCACAGGGCACUUAGUGAGCCCUCGAAGCGGGCGAGUCAGACUUUUACCAUCGCCAGCGACUUAAGUGCUAUGCUGGACAGCAUGGCGGCCGAGCCGACGGCUAGCGAGUACACGUCGGUGUUCCUGAGCUCGGCGAAGAGCACCCCUGUGCACGUGUGCACUCACAGCCGCAGAGGCAGGGGGCGCAAGCGUUCCCGAGUGUGUAACUGUAGUUUAGACGCGGACGUAUCCCAGCAGCACAAGGUGCUCUGCGGUGGCAGCGCUUCUGAAAAUGUCACACAGGAGCUCAAGAUGUGUCAUGGCGACAAACCGGAACUGUCCUCGAUCGGCUCCCAGUUUGAAGACAGCGAAUUAGUGGAGCCCAAUGCCAUGAGCACGCCCCUUCAUGCAAACAAGGAGCCCGCGUUCUUCAGCACCCUGGCCUACCCGGUGUCCUCAGAUGACGACAAAAAGACUCUGACCGAAAACGAGUCCUCGGGAGGAGACGUCCAUCAGACUGUCGUGGGGGUAUCCGACUUCAGUAACAAUGUCACCGUGCAGCAGAAAACCGACAAUGAAGUGCAAGGGGACGAGGGGCUAAAGACUUUGGAGUCCGUCGGGGCACAGGAGGAGUUCUCGAUGGGAGAAAGUGAGCGUCAGCCGCCCCUGCAGGAUCUGAUGCCACCGCAGCCGCAAGAAACCUCACCAGGAACGGAGGAGGAGGACCACCACCUGCCUGAAUCGGUGACCGAGGACGAGCUCACCCAAGCAACCCACCUUGAAGGACUUGUUGUCAAGGAGAACGUUUCACCUGUGGACGCUGAGCCUGCCGCAGACACUUUAGAGCCCGAGGACCCCAUGCCAGGGCCAACCAUGUUAGGUUCUCCUCAGCAAGCCAAGGCUCCCCUUGGGGAUCACAUGAUGGACCACAGUCCCAGUGGCGCCAAGCCCAAAGGAGCCUGGUCUCCUACGGCUUCACCUUCUACCAGCAUUCUGAAGAAGGGCUUGAAGAGGUCCCUGGAGGACGACUCUCCGUCACCUUUGACUAAGACUCGGCGAGUGUCGUUUGCCAAUCCCCUCUACCAACAGGAACUGGCGGAUGACAUUGACCGACGCAGCCCGGUUAUAAGGCCAUCUUCUAAUGGCUCCCCGAGAUCCAAAAGCCCCAUCGCCCAGUCUGGGCAGCAAAAGCUCAUCACCACCCCAACCAAAGGCUUUCUGUCACGAAGUCCCCGCGGCUUGCAGAGUCCAGGAUUCAAGAGCUCCAAGAAGUGCCUGAUAUCGGAAAUGAGCAAAGAGUCCAAACCGAUUGCCACCGAUUGUGUGUACCCGGCCCUGGUGAGCUGCUCGGCGCCCGUGGAGGCCGUCCUCCCACAGCUGACCUCCAAUAUGUGGGCGCGAGGUUUGGGUCAGCUGGUGAGAGCCAAGAACAUCAAGACGGUUGGCGAUCUGAGUGCCCUGACGCCCAGCGAGAUCAAAACUCUGCCCAUCCGCUCCCCUAAACUCUCCAACGUAAAGAAAGCCCUCAAGUCCUACUAUGAGCAGCAGCGGAAGCUGCGGGGCGCCGAUGAUCUGAAAGGCUUCGAUGAAACGGAAAAACUCACCAAUGAGCCCGAAGACGAGAAGGAACAGCUGGGCAGCGAGAAGCUCGAGACAAGUAAGUCUGUUGGCCCUCCAUCUGCACGCCAGGCGGUCCUCGCCGUCCCAACAUGCCUAACAGACCCCCACCCCCACCUCGCUGUCGUGUCUCUUCCAGGUCUGGUGGACGCAGAGGUGCCAGAUGCCAAGCCGGCGGUGGACCUCCCUUCGGACGUGGAAGCCCUGGGCACUCGGUUUGCCUCCGAAGGUCUGGACCGGUACUCGGGCGGGCAGCUCUUGGCGAUGCACCGGCGGCUGAGCGGCAUGAUGGACGCUAUUGUGACGCACAUGCAGACCCGCCUGGGGGCCGCCACGCCGGAGGGCUCCGUGUGAAGCGGGACAUCGUGGAGCGACUGGCGCGCGUGUUCAUAGACACUGGAUUUUUAUUUUUUUUAUUAUUAGAUUGGGAAGUUCAACGAGAGCACUGCACACUAAAAAUAAUUAAAGACUUGACCGAGAGACCUGGACAGCCCCCCGUUGAGCCCCCCGUUGAGCCCCCCGUUGAGCCCUCAUGCCUUCUUACAGUACGUUUCGUUUUAUUGUGUAUUUUGGAAUAAAGGAGCAUACAUUCCUAUAAGAGGGGGUCCCGUG